AUGCUCACUGUUCUCUCUCGAUUGCAGGAGGCCAACCGCCAUGCGAGUGAGGAGCAGGAGGAAGAGGAAGUGGACGAGUCGAAGCCCAGCUUUGGGGAGAUCAGCGCAAAGGAUGUGAAUGGAGGAAAGAUAGAAUUCCGCAGGGUUGCUGUCCCCUCCCACCGUUUCACACCUCUGAAAGAGAAAUGGAUGGAGAUAUAUGACCCUAUCGUGAAGCACAUGAAGUUACAAGUCAGGAUGAACCUCAAAACAAAGUCCGUGGAGCUGCGAGCCUUCAUCUUGGGCUUUGAGGUCCAGGAUGCCAUUGCCCUGCUCAGGUUGGAUGACCUGUAUAUCGACACAUUCGAGAUCAAAGACGUGAAGCCUUUGCACGGGGAUCAUCUUUCACGAGCCAUCGGAAGAAUCGCAGGGAAGGGAGGAAAGACGAAGUUUGCCAUCGAGAACUCUACUCGUACGCGUAUCGUCCUUGCAGACAGCAAAAUUCACCUGCUCGGUUCGUUCAGCAAUAUCAAGAUUGCUCGAGAUGCUGUUUGUGAUCUGAUCCUUGGAACUCCUCCGGGCAAAGUUUAUACAAAACUGAGAACGAUAGCAAGCAGACUGAAAGAAAGAUUCUAG
Molecule: messenger RNA, 615 nt
Organism: Guillardia theta CCMP2712
Lineage: Eukaryota; Cryptophyceae; Pyrenomonadales; Geminigeraceae
Exons: 9
Coding region: 1-615 (204 amino acids)
Cellular component (GO): nucleolus
Molecular function (GO): RNA binding
Source: RefSeq, a predicted model, not a curated record